Molecule: messenger RNA, 822 nt
Organism: Trichoderma aggressivum f. europaeum
Lineage: Eukaryota; Fungi; Ascomycota; Sordariomycetes; Hypocreales; Hypocreaceae
Exons: 1
Coding region: 1-822 (273 amino acids)
Source: RefSeq, a predicted model, not a curated record
AUGCCGACUACGGUGGAAUGGCUCAAACUACACAUCAUGCAAAUACGACAACUACAACAGAGCGAUGGCUACCACGAAGACGAGGACGUUUUCAUCUACCUGGGCGACUAUCUCGAUGGAAACCUGACUGCCAAUGAGACAGCAGUCUUAAUAGCCGCACCUGUGCUGGACGACAACAACCAACCCACCAAACUGUAUCGCCUCAUGGGGUUGCUGUGCGAAGCCCUGGUAGAGUUGAGCGAUGAGCGCGAGAAGCUGCUAGAUCUUCUCGAAUCCAUUCAGGAACUGCCGCCUGGCGCAAUCAACUGGGAAGUUCUCCCGGGACUUCGGAGCAUGUGGAGUGACUUGUAUCGGUCUCAUAUGCGUGGCUUGAACGGCUGGGAGAUAAUAGGAGAGCCAAUACCUGAAGACAAGCAAGCCAAAGUACGUCAACAUUAUACCUCGAUUGGUACAGUGGAAGCCAAACUGUACGUUCGAGGUCUUGGUGGCGUAACGGAGAAUUGGGGCUACGAGCUCUUGAACCUGGCUUGCUUGAGGCGUCCGGGGCUAGAGGUUGUCGUGGGCGAGAUACAUGCUUGGCUUACCGUGGCCGGAACAAAGCUGUUGAAGGAUUUGAAUCCAGAUGAGGUGAGAAACUGGUCAAGGCCUGUGCUCGGUGGGCAACCCGGACAGCAGCAUGCUGUUCAAGGCACCAUGGCACAACACUGGGAUACUUGGCGACGCACGCUGUUGCAAGUCAGUGAAGAGCGGGAUCUUCUAUCAGCUGACGCGAGAAAACUUGCAAGAGAGUGUCAUUUUUUGAUGCAAGGGCAUCAUCUAUAG